AUGUCUCUUCAUAUUGCUAGUGGAUCCAGGCAGGUUUCCUCAUUUGGUGGAGGUGGUGGAUCAGUCAGAGUAUCCAGCAUAGGAAGAAGCUUUGGUAGUGGGAGUGUAUGUGGUUUGGCUGGGGGAUCCGGCUAUAGUGGUGGUUUUGGUAACGUAUCAGUUGGAGGAGGCUAUGGAGAUGCCUACCGCAGUAGCUCAUUUGGGGGCUUGGAUAGUGGCUAUGGUGGAGGCUUUAGUGGCGCUGAUGGCAGCCUUCUGUCUGGUGGCGAAAAGGGAACCAUGCAGAACCUUAAUGACCGCCUCGCUAAAUACCUGGAUAAGGUGCGUACUCUGGAGGAGGCAAAUGCUGAUCUUGAACAUAAAAUCCGGCAGUGGUAUGAGAAACAUGAUCCUGCUGCUGCUGGGUUACGCCAUGACUACAGCAAAUAUUACCAGAUAAUUGAAGAUCUUAAGAAUCAGAUCAUCUCUGCAACUAUUGACAAUGCCAAGGUAGUCUUGCAGAUUGACAAUGCCAAGCUUGCUGCUGAUGACUUCAGACUUAAGUAUGAAAAUGAGCUGUUCCUUCACCAAAGUAUUGAAGCUGACAUUAAUGGUCUGCAUAGAGUCCUACAUGACCUGACUAUGACAAGAUCCACCCUGGAAGCACAGCUUGAAAGCCUGACUGAGGAGCUAGUGUAUCUUAAGAAGAACCAUGAGGAAGAAAUGAAAAGCCUUCAGCGUGGCUCUGCGGGUGAAGUGAAUGUAGAAAUUAAUUCUACUCCAGGAGUUGAUCUAACAAAACUUCUGAAUGAGAUGAGAGCUCAGUAUGAAUACCUUGCUGAGCAAAAUCGUAGGGAGGCCGAAGAACAAUUUAAUAAAAUGAGUCAACAGCUGCAGCAACAAAUUUCUGAUGAUGCUGGUGCAGCAGACUCAGCCAGGCAUGAAAUAACUGAGAUCAAACGUACUCUUCAAACCCUGGACACCGAGCUACAAACCCUUCUGGCCAAGAAAUGCUCCCUUGAAGGCACCUUGUCAGAAACUGAAGGAAACUACAGUGCUCAUCUUUCACAAAUACAGCUUCAGAUUAGCAAUCUGGAGGAACAAUUAAAGCAGAUCAGAUCUGAAAUGGAAUGCCAGAAUGCAGAAUAUGAACAGCUCCUGGGCAUCAAGACACAUCUAGAGAUGGAGAUUGAGACCUAUAGGCGACUGCUAAAUGGAGAAGGAGGGUAA
Molecule: messenger RNA, 1209 nt
Organism: Mauremys mutica (yellowpond turtle)
Lineage: Eukaryota; Metazoa; Chordata; Testudines; Geoemydidae
Product: keratin, type I cytoskeletal 24-like
Exons: 7
Coding region: 1-1209 (402 amino acids)
Molecular function (GO): structural molecule activity
Source: RefSeq, a predicted model, not a curated record